Messenger RNA from Ailuropoda melanoleuca (giant panda), 25292 nucleotides. It is a transcript of the gene RAPGEF6, whose product is annotated as Rap guanine nucleotide exchange factor 6. The transcript is spliced from 26 exons. Bases 1088 to 5491 code for a protein of 1467 amino acids. Gene Ontology annotation, molecular function: protein binding; guanyl-nucleotide exchange factor activity. The record is from RefSeq and is a predicted model, not a curated record. Lineage: Eukaryota; Metazoa; Chordata; Mammalia; Carnivora; Ursidae. Gene Ontology annotation, biological process: small GTPase-mediated signal transduction.
UGUGUGUGUGUGUGUGUGUGUGUGUGUGUGUGUGUGUGUUUUCAGUAAAUUGCUUUUUGGGCUACAUCUGCAGAUACAGUAGCCAAUUGAUCUAAUGCAGUUUCUGAAGGCUUUCUAUACAGGUGAUGUCAUCCUUUUAGCUCUAUUCUCCUCCCACUCUCUUUCCUUCUUAUUAGAUAUUUCAUCUUACUGCAGAGCAUGGAAUCAAUAGGAGCUUCUCCUUAGGGAGCUGCUGUGAAACAGGCAAGGACAGUAGGAAUUAAGACACUAACAUAUAGUCUUGUUUUAGCAGAAGAUGUAGUGUUUUUGUGUCAUCAAUAUAUAAAUUUUCAUCCAGAAAAGCCAGACUUAGAUCAACAUUACUAUCUUACUGAUGAAUUACAACAAGAAGCAGUACUGCAGAGCUGUAAAUAGUGCAUGUGAAAAGAGAAAAUUUUAAUUUUGGAUAUUUUCAGGCAUUCUCCAGGACAAACCUGUUAGAGCAUAUUUAUCUUCUAACUAUCAUUUGCUUGCUCAUCGGUUGAUUUUUUUUUUUUUAAACCUUGUGUGAUUAAGAAGAUAAAGAAGAAACUUUCAUUUUAAGGAUACAGUGUUUGGGUUUGCUCUGAUGCAGAAGAAUUACUGCAGUGCUUGCUCUACAGAAUGAAAUAAGUUGAAGAAGAGACAAAGCUGUAUUGCAGAAAGGAAAGGUUUCUCAGAAUCCAGGAACACAGACUUGGUGCAUGUUGCCUUAUUUAUUUUGAUUGAUACUGUAUUAACUGUGUGUUACCACUGUGCAUGUCUGUGCCAGGUGCCUGAGGAAGCAUGUGUAUGUCUGUAUGUACUGAGCCGGAAAUGUAAACAUCUUGAUUUACUGUGAUUUGCUUAAAAGUGAACGUUGUGAUGAAAACUGUUGCAAUUAUUUAGAACAAUACUCUGAGCUACUGAAAGCUCCUGAUUUCAGUUUGAAAGGGAUUUGGAGAGGCUGCCUUUAUAUAACACUGCAAAUGGCGUAUGAUUUGUAAAAAGAAACUUAACAGAAUUUUGUCAACAUACUCAUCCGUGUGGCUCUGGUUUGAAAAGGAAACUACCCUUUCCAGCCCAGGAAAUGGCUUUUCUUGUUCGCUGUUAUGCCAAUUGUCUUCAGCCAUGGGCCUCCAAACUUCCGGCCGAUCUUACCAAGAUGCACAUCACAGACAACCCUCAUCCACAGGUGACUCAUGUGUCUUCUAGUCAGUCCGGUUGUAGCAUCGCCAGUGACUCUGGGAGCAGCAGUUUAUCUGAUAUCUAUCAGGCUACGGAAAGUGAGGUAGGAGAUGUAGAUUUAACACGUCUUCCAGAAGGACCUGUUGAUUCUGAAGAUGAAGAAGAGGAAGAUGAAGAGAUUGAUCGAACAGAUCCACUACAGGGGCGAGAUCUUGUUCGAGAAUGUCUCGAGAAAGAACCUGCAGACAAAACUGAUGAUGACAUUGAACAAUUACUGGAGUUUAUGCACCAGCUCCCUGCUUUUGCAAACAUGACCAUGUCUGUAAGGAGAGAACUCUGCUCAGUGAUGAUUUUUGAAGUGGUCGAGCAGGCUGGAGCUAUUAUUCUUGAAGAUGGGCAAGAGCUUGACUCAUGGUAUGUUAUUUUAAACGGCACUGUAGAAAUCACUCAUCCAGAUGGAAAAGUUGAAAAUCUCUUUAUGGGAAAUAGUUUUGGAAUUACUCCCACUCUGGAUAAGCAGUACAUGCAUGGAGUUAUUAGAACUAAAGUAGAUGAUUGUCAGUUUGUCUGCAUAGCCCAGCAGGAUUAUUGGAGAAUUUUAAAUCAUGUGGAGAAAAAUACCCAUAAAGUUGAGGAAGAGGGAGAAAUUGUUAUGGUGCAUGAGCACCGUGAACUAGAUCGGAGUGGAACCAGGAAAGGACACAUUGUAAUCAAGGCAACACCUGAGCGUCUCAUCAUGCAUUUAAUAGAAGAACAUUCCAUUGUCGACCCAACUUAUAUAGAAGAUUUCCUACUAACUUACAGGACAUUUCUUCAAAGUCCUUUGGAUGUUGGGAUCAAACUGUUGGAAUGGUUUAAAAUUGACAGCUUAAGGGAUAAGGUAACACGGAUUGUGUUAUUGUGGGUAAAUAAUCAUUUUAAUGAUUUUGAAGGUGAUCCUGCUAUGACUCGAUUUCUGGAGGAAUUUGAAAAAAACCUGGAAGAUACAAAAAUGAAUGGUCAUCUCCGCUUAUUGAAUAUUGCCUGUGCUGCAAAGGCCAAAUGGAGACAGGUGGUGCUGCAAAAGGCUUCCCGAGAGUCCCCUCUGCAUUUCAGCCUUAAUGGAGGGAGUGAGAAGGGGUUUGGUAUUUUUGUUGAAGGAGUAGAACCUAGUAGCAAAGCUGCUGAUGCCGGACUGAAACGUGGUGAUCAGAUAAUGGAAGUAAACGGACAAAACUUUGAGAAUAUUACAUUUGUGAAGGCCCUUGAAAUUUUAAGGAAUAAUACGCAUCUUGCACUUACCGUGAAGACCAACAUUUUUGUGUUCAAAGAGUUACUUAGUAGGACUGAACAAGAAAAAUCUGGUAUUCCUCAUAUUCCUAAAAUUGCCGAAAAAAAAAGUAAUCGCCAUUCAAUCCAAGAUGUACCAGGAGAUAUUGAACACACGUCACAGGAGAAAGGAAAUAAGAAAAUAAAAGCAAACACUGUUUCAGGUGGAAGAAACAAAAUCAGGAAAAUUUUGGAUAAAACACGGUUUAGUAUCUUACCUCCAAAACUGUUUAGUGACGGAGGCCUGAGCCAAUCACAAGACGACAGCAUUGUGGGAACGAGACACUGCAGGCACAGUCUGGCUAUAAUGCCUAUUCCUGGAACACUCUCAUCCAGCAGCCCUGAUCUCCUUCAGCCUACCACCAGCAUGUUGGAUUUUUCUAAUCCUUCAGAUAUUCCUGAUCAAGUUAUACGAGUUUUCAAAGCAGAUCAACAAAGUUGCUACAUUAUCAUUAGUAAAGACACUACAGCUAAAGAAGUUGUUUGUCAUGCUGUUCAUGAAUUUGGUUUGACUGGUGCGUCUGACACAUACUCUCUCUGUGAAGUUUCUGUUACUCCUGAAGGUGUCAUAAAACAGAGAAGACUUCCGGACCAGUUCUCCAAAUUAGCUGAUAGAAUUCAGCUCAAUGGAAGGUAUUAUUUAAAAAAUAACAUGGAAACAGAAACCUUAUGUUCAGAUGAGGAUGCCCAAGAACUAGUUAAGGAGAGCCAACUGUCCAUGCUGCAGCUCAGUACCAUUGAGGUGGCCACUCAGCUGUCAAUGAGGGACUUUGAUUUGUUUCGUAAUAUUGAGCCUACUGAAUACAUUGAUGACCUUUUUAAGUUAGAUUCCAAAACAGGAAAUACUCACUUGAAAGAGUUUGAGGACAUUGUUAACCAGGAGACAUUCUGGGUUGCCUCAGAGAUUUUAACUGAAUCAAAUCAGCUGAAACGAAUGAAGAUUAUUAAGCAUUUUAUUAAAAUUGCACUUCAUUGUCGAGAAUGUAAGAACUUCAAUUCCAUGUUUGCAAUAAUAAGUGGCUUGAACCUGGCAUCUGUAGCACGACUCAGAGGUACUUGGGAGAAAUUACCAAGCAAGUAUGAGAAACACCUCCAAGAUCUACAAGACCUUUUUGAUCCAUCUAGAAACAUGGCAAAAUAUAGAAAUAUUCUUAGUAGUCAAAGCAUGCAGCCUCCAAUUAUUCCUCUCUUCCCUGUUGUCAAGAAAGAUAUGACAUUUCUGCAUGAAGGAAAUGACUCCAAAGUAGAUGGAUUAGUGAAUUUUGAGAAGCUAAGAAUGAUUGCCAAGGAAAUCCGGCAAGUUGUUCGAAUGACUUCUGCUAACAUGGACCCAGCGAUGAUGUUUCGACAGAGGAAGAAGAGGUGGCGGAGUCUGGGGUCACUGAGUCAAGGCAGUACAAACUCGAACAUGCUGGAUGUUCAAGGAGGUGCACACAAAAAAAGGGCGCGUCGCAGCUCUCUACUUAAUGCCAAGAAGCUGUACGAGGAUGCCCAAAUGGCAAGAAAAGUUAAGCAGUAUCUUUCCAGUCUGGAUGUAGACACAGAUGAGGAAAAGUUUCAGAUGAUGUCAUUACAGUGGGAACCUGCCUAUGGGACCUUGACCAAGAAUUUAAGUGAGAAAAGAUCAGCCAAAUCAUCAGAAAUGUCUCCAGUGCCUAUGAGAUCGGCAGGCCAAACAGCUAAAGCACAUUUGCAUCAGCCCCACAGAGUAAGCCAGGUGCUCCAAGUGCCAGCUGUUAAUUUGCACCCCAUCAGGAAGAAAGGACAAGCCAAAGACCCUGCCACAUUAAGUACAAAUUUACCUCAGAAAGUUUUAGGGACAACUGAAGAAAUAAGUGGUAAGAAACCUCCAGAAGAUACUAUCUCUGUGGCAUCAUCCUUACACUCUAGUCCUCCUGCAUCUCCUCAAGGUUCCCCUCGCAAAGGUUAUACACUUACACCAUCAGCUAAAUCUGACAACUUGUCUGACUCCAGCCAUAGUGAAAUUUCUUCACGAUCCAGCAUUGUGAGCAAUUGUUCUGUUGACUCCAUGUCUACAGCUCUGCAGGAUGAACGGUGUUCUUCACAGGCUGUGGUGGUCCCUGAAUCCACUGGGCUUUUGGAAAAAACAGAACACUCCUCAGGGAUAGGAGACCACACUCACCUUGGCCCUGGGUGGACGCUGUCAAAGCCAUCUCUCGUUAAGAGUUUAGCUGUCUCCUCUUCUAUGAGUAAUGAAGAGAUUUCUCAUGAGCACGUCAUUUUAGAAGCAGCGGAUAGUGGUCGUGGAAGUUGGACUUCCUGUUCAAGCAGCUCCCAUGACAACUUCCAAAGCCUUCCAAACCCAAAAGGCUGGGAUUUUUUGAACUCUUAUCGACAUACCCAUUUGGAUGGUCCCAUUGUUGAAGUCGAACCCCCUGACUGUGAGCCCUAUUCCUGCCCUAAAGGCUGCUCUAGAACUUGUGGUCAGUGUAAAGGAAACCUAGAGACUAAUCAGUUGAGACAGAGUUGGGCCUCCUCCAGUUCUCUGUCUGACACAUAUGAACCAAACUAUGGGACAGUUAAACGGAGAGUGUUGGAGAGCAUCACACCUGAGCCCUCUGAAGGCUUGGACCCCAAGGAUGGCACUGACCCAGUUUACAAAACUGUUACUUCAAGUACAGACAAGGGCUUGAUUGUGUACUGUGUCACCUCACCCAAGAAGGAGGAUAGGUAUAGGGAGCCACCUCCCACUCCUCCAGGAUACAUGGGGAUUUCUUUAGCGGACCUAAAGGAAGGACCCCACCUACACCUAAAACCUCCAGAUUAUAGUGUGGCAGUGCAGAGGUCAAAGAUGAUGCAUGACAGCCUCUCUAGACUGCCACCAGCUUCUCUCGGUAGCAGCCCCGUGGCCUGUGUUCCAUCGAAGAUUGUAACUCAGCCUCAGAGGCAUAUUUUGCAGCCAUCCCAUCCUAAACUAGCAGAUGUGACUGAUGCAGAUAGCGAAGCAGAUGAAAAUGAACAGGUCUCAGCAGUGUAGCCUUUGGAGGACCUGUGUGAAGUUUACCGAACGCCGUCAAGGAAGGAGUGGGCUGACCGGCCUCACGAUUCCGCAGGCCGCUGGCGCCAGCGAACAGCUUGCUGCUGCUAUAACCCAGAGCUCUCGCUCCCUGUACUCCGAGUGCUGACCGAGCCCUGAGUCAUGCUUCCUUUUAUCGAAUCCUUGCAGAUGCAGAGUUUCCUCAGCUAUGGAUGUUGUGCCUGGAAACCAGUCUUCACUUCGCACACCAGACCUGCCUUGGGACCACGGUUACUAGACCAGAUUCAAACUCAGAGUCCUCCCUAUGUAUAUCAGUAUAGAUUUUUCUUUAGCAAGUUAUUUUUAAGAUAGUGGUGUAGUAUUAUUUCCAAGCCAUAGCUUGGGUUAACGGAUAAAUUCAAAAUGUCUGCCAAUACCAAGGAUAUUCCUGUGUAUUUGAAAAGUAACUUAUUAUUUGAAAUUUUGUGGUUUUCUUUGUUUUGGGGAGCUGUCAUUAGCGGAUGUUUAUGUUUGAGGCCAUAAAUCUGUCUCUGGUCUUACCAAACUGAAAUCAUCUUUACAGGAUGAUAACGCUUAAUCUGUACAGAGAUGAACUGGAUCCGUAGCACUGGUACAAUGGAGGGUCUCCGUUUGAGUGGGAUAGGAAGCCCUUUGUGGUUGAGGUAUUAGGAAGGAAGAUACUGCCCUCUGCUGAUUUGGGCACAUGAAGCUAUCACAGGGUUUCUUAUCAGUCGUUUGGGACAGGGAGGCUGUGAUUGGAUGGAUAGCCACCCUCAUCUCCAAAGAAGGAAAUUUUUUCUUAAAUCACAUAUACCAAUCCUUUCUGAAGUGAAAGCCAUGCUGCAUCUAACUAAAAGUAUAAAUCCAGUAAGUAGAGAAUGGGUUCAGGAGAGUUCUGCAGAAACUCAGGACAAAAAUUUUUCACUGCUCAAAUGUGGAGUUCUUUUUUUAAAAGGAAGUGUAAUCAUUGGUGUGUAACCAUGGAGAUGAAUUCAGCUGCAUGUCUGUUCCGCAGCCACCCCUGCUCCCCAUCUCAGCAUGAGGCUGUGUUCAACCCUCACAAACCCUGCAGCCCCCAUCUGCCUGCACGAAAGCUCAUGAGCACACCGAGGUAAUAAGUGGUUGAAAAUUUUAGUGGGGGGCAGAGGAGCUAGAAUUGUGGAAACGAUUCUCUCUUGGUUCUCGGUUUAGCCCUUGAGAGGAAAGAGAGAGAUAUUUUUAACAGCCUGGGCAUGGCGCUCCUAAGUAUUUAAUUAAAAUUUUAGUGACUGUUUACUGGACGACCUAGACUUUACACAUUUUUACAAAUUAAAUACAGUGUUUUCUAUAUCAAGUUUAAAUUUAAUCAUUUGUUUUUUAAUGUAAAUGAGAGCUUAAUAAACAACUGUGAUGACUACCAAAAAAAAAAAAAAAAGAAAGAAAAAAGAAAAAAAAGCCAAAGCCAUUUGUGUGCACUACCCAGAUUAACAUGGAGCCAGAAUGGGUUUACUUCUGAGUGGUUGUCCAUAUGUGAAUUUAUAGGAUUUAGCUGGUUUGUGAUUUCCCUUUUCAAGAAUUUGUUCUCAUUUUUCCCUAGCUUUCUCUUCCUUCUCUUUCUCCCUGUCCCCUUCCUUUUUUUUUUAAUAGUAGGCUCCGCGCCCAACAUGGGGCUUGAACUUGUGACCUUGCGAUAAAGAGUUGUGUUCUCUACCGACAGAGCCAGCCAGGUGCCUACCCUACCCCCCAGCCCCUUCAUCUUAAAAUCAUAAAUCAUUUCCAAGUGGUCAAUGGCAGUAGUCUGUCUUUUCCAUCAAAAUGACUGUCUCUUCAUUUUAGGAAAAAUAGCUUAUCUGAAAAAUUCCUUUGGGCAAAAAACCCCCAAAAAACGUGAAUUUGAAACUUAAAGCCUUAAAAAUCCACCCCCCAGGUGUGUUAGAAUGGGGCUAAUUGGCUCUAUAGCUUUCUUGUUCCAUUUACAUGAAAAGUGGCCUGGAUCAAAAAUCCUGGUUUGAAAGUCACACUGUAGUGAUUUAACCAAAAAAAAGAAAACGUUCCUUCACUGAUUCACAUAGUAGUGUUUUCAUGUCCAGGGCAAAACAAAGAUAAUGAAAUAUACUUCUGUUAUAAUCCUCUUUUUGUCAAGUUUGACUGUUUAUUCUCAUUGUUUUAUAUCCAUUACCCUAGAAAAAAUGUGCUGUUUGCACAAUAUCUGUUUAUUUGCAGGUGUUUGAAACAAAUGGGAGCCUUUACCUGUCUUUGUCCUUAAUGGUGUUGAGAAUAUCUCGCAAAGAGUCAGAGGCUGUGUUUUUGACGGCACCUUGUAGCUGCCUUUGUCUUCCUCUAGCUCCAACCGUGAGUGUUUGGGUCAGCCGAUCACAGUGACCAGGAACCAAAGCCAAAAGCAGUGUGGUUUGAUGUGCGUGUAUCCCCUAAAGACUCGUGGAGUUGUGAUGUUUAUAUUUUAAUUCUAAUUUAGGGCACAUUUUUGCCUUCUCUUAGUUUGUUACACGACUAGAACAAGAGAAGCCUUAACCUGUAUUUGCUCCAAUUCUAAACCGCCAUUUUUGGUUUUGUUUUUAUUUUAUAGUUAUAACUUUAACGAAGAGACUAGUGCCCUCAUCCCACCUCAGCUCUGAAUCCCUCAGGACUUCCUGAAGCAGUAAAUCCACAGUGCAAAGUUUUGCCAAAUAAGUUUCAACAAAACAGUUUCUUCAUAAUGAAAGAUUUGGUCAUUUAGUAAAUCCACUAUAUACUUCCAUAAAGAUUUAUUUUAAGUAGUAGAUUCUUCCUCCAAAUGAUUACUUUGAAUCUGAUCUUUGGGGAGAAAAAGGCUUAUUAACUGGUUUCUCAUGAAGGUGUUAAGUCACACUGUGGUCAUCUCUAUAACCUCCUUGAGCGUCUCCAAGCCGGAAAUAGGGCGGUAAUCGUGAGGAUUUCCGAGAACAAACCUAAUUUUUAGAAAGUGUUCUCUUUCCUAUAAAAAGGAGAGUUUCCUUGUAUAUUUAAAACAAUGAUAAUGAUUGUUAUCCUGAUAUAUUUUAUUUCUAAAAAAUGUGAUAUUAAAGUAGAUGUAUCCCUUUAGCAUUACCUUAAAGGUUAGAACAGAGGGAUGAAUCUUCAAAAAAGUGUCACAGUACAUUUUCGAAUUUGAACUUGAACCCCAGUUCAUCUUUAGCUUUUGUUGUGCUUUUUUAAGGCUUCUUUAUUUUUGAUACACAGAAUGCAGUUGUACUUGAUCUUUUAAAAUUGAAACGUGAGCUUAUCAGAAAAAGACAAAACUGCACAGUUGUAAUAAUCAAAUGCAAUUAUACUGCACAAAUCAGUGAUUGUAAAGUGUCCUGUAGCGAGCAAUGUUUGUCUCCUAUUUUUUGAUACCUCUUAAACUUAUGUCUUUUAGAAAGACAGUGCCUCUGUAUGCUUUUUGUAUUUUUACUGAGUGUAAAUAUUUGUUAUAUUUUUGGUUAAGAGAAUGUAAAAGCACCAUUUAUUAUUAUCAUAUCUACUAAUACAUUGGUGGAAUCAAUAAAGAAUCUACAUUAACCUUCUCUGCUCUUUAUUAUAAAUGUAUGGACACAGAUAAAAUAAUUACACCCAGUCACUCAAGAAGGCUGCUGUGGGACUAGCACUGGUGUGAAGGCCUGAUUUUUUUAAGUCCCCAGAGAAACUGGAAUGGUCCAAUUAUUAUUGACUUUGUAGUGUCAACAAAAUACCUAUCUCUUUUUUUGGGUUUUAAAAAGUGUGUUUGAUGACAAACCAAAUAACACUGGUUAAUCCCCAUUUGGGCUUGUUUCUCUCUUAGAAGGAAAGCCGGCCAGCAGGCUGUCCAGGGCUAGUUGAGUGAGUGCAAGGUACUGUCCGGGACUCGGGGCCCCAAGCAUUUACACCACUCGACAUCCCCUCUGUGUCACAGGAAGGGCAGAGGGGGAAGGUGCAAAUGUGUGUCCCUUUUUAUAGUGAAACAGCAGCUUUUUCAGAAGCUGCACUUGAUAUUUCUGCUUUUAUCUCCCUAGUCAGAAGUGGGUCCCAUGACCAGUGGCUGCAAGAAACUUGGGAAGUGACCUUUCUUAGCUGAGCCAUCGAUGGCCCCAAGUAACAAUGGGACUCCUUCCAGUGAGAAAGAAAAGAAUGGCUAAUGGGCACCUCGCAUGGUUUGCUACAGCGCUCUUCUCAUGGCAAUAUGUGCAGUGGUUUCCUUCAGGGGAUCACAUCCUAGGACCUUGGUGAAGAAGGAGGAAAUUUUGCUCUAGCACUCCUUCCUAAAAUUUUCCCAGUCUUCACUCUGUACCUAGGGAAUAUUAUUCCCACGAUAGGUAAGGCUGCUUCCUCCUCCCAAUUAUAACCCCCUCCUGGCACACACACCAGGUUUUCCCCCAGGCCAUUCCUUCCCCUAACCAUUUUUGCAUAAGUGUCCCUAGUUCAUUCCUUUACUUAGAAAUCUUACACAAAUGCAGUAGGUUGAGGGCUGGCUACCUAAAAACAUCUAGCCCUAGUCCCUAUAAUAGUGAAUGUUACUGUAUUGGAGAAAAGGUCUUUGCAGAUGUAAUGGUUCUGAGAUGAGAUUACUUUGGCUUAUCUGGAUGAGCCCUAUAUGCCAAGACAAGUGUCUUUCUAAGGGAGAGACGAAGAUACAACAGACCUCAUGGAGAGGGCAGUGUGAAGACAGCAGGGAGGCAAAGCAACAAGUGAGAGAAUGCCAGUGGCCCCAGGAACUGGAAGAGAUGAGCUUCUUCCUUCACACCCCUGGACGACACCCUGAUUUGGACUUCCGGCCUGUUUUAAUUAGGACACCCGAGUCCUGCUGAUCUGUUACGGUAGCCCUUGGAAACUAAUACGCUUUACUGUUUUUGAUACUGGCGACCCGGAACAGGAACUGAAAGGAUAUGUUAGUCCACGAGGAUACUUUAGGACCACCUCUCCCACCUACAGAAGCAUUUGAUAAACCAAGACGAGAGGGAUCAUCUGCCCCAGAGGCAUCCCCUGCAGCAGCCUGGUGAGCUUGUUGGUUUCCCCGGUGUUGACAGAAGGGACACUUCUAUCAGCCUUGCUUAACUUAAUAGUUCCCGUUUUUUUCAUUUCAGACAUAGUGAUGAAUGUGUACUGGUACCUUACUGUGGUUUUAAUUUUAAUUUCCACAAUAAUUAAGAAUCUUUUUGAAUACUUAUUGGCCAUUUGAAUAUUUUGUGAAGUUUCUUUUUAGUUCCUUUUUAAAAUGUGCUAGAGUAUUGAAAUAUAAUUGUUAUAUAAUGACCUUGUAUGUAGCAAUCUUAAUUCAUUUAUUCUAGGUUUGUGAUUUUUGGGGGUUUUUCCAGAUACUCCUAUCAUGUGCUCAUAAUGACUUUUAUUUAUUUCCAGUCAUUUUGCAUUUCAUUUCUCACCUCCUUGCCCCGGUCACCGUGCUAAUAUAUUAGUACCACGCUGAAUAGAAGCAGUCGGGGUGGAAUACACCUUGUUCCUCAUCUAAGGGGGAAAACUUUCCGAUUUACCAUCGAUCAUAAUGAUUGCUAUAGGGUUUUUGUGAGUAUUCUUUAUGAAUUUAAAGAUGUUUUAUUUAUAAUUUUCUAAGUGUGUGUGUGAUAGAUCAAAUUGUCAGAUGCUUUUCUUGAAUCUUUUGAGAUGAUAGAAUUAUUUUUCUUGUAUCCGUAAGUGUUGUUAAUGAGAGAUUUCCUAGUGUCAGCCCCUCCCUGUUCCACCCCUGCUCCCUACUUCACCUUCCUCUUUGCUAGAAUAAAUACCAUUGGAUUAUGAAAGAUUAUUUUUACAAAUAUCUGGAUUUAUUUUGCAAUAUUUUGUUUAGGAUUUUACAUCUAUAUUCAAGAGAGAGAGGGUCUGUAAUAUCCCUUUCUUGUAAUACCCUUGUUAGGUUUUGGUAUUAAUGUUAAACUGGACUUGUGGAAAGAGCUGGAAAUUCUCCUUUCUGUUUUUCAAGUUUCUGGAAGAUUAAACUCAAGCCACUUGCACCUCUCUGGACUCUCACCUGUCUCUUCAGCUCUGGAACACUGACAAGCUCCUCCCUAGCUUCCCCUCUCUUGCAUUAUGGCCUGGAAAUUUUCUUCAGGUGGUAAACUGGGGCAGUGGUAGGCUCAGGUCUUGUUUCUUGUGCUUUCAAGGAUUAAUGUCCUUCAGUGCCUGAUGUCCAGUGUCUUAAAUGGCAUUGUUUUAUAUGGUUUGUCUAGUUUUUUAGUCACUAGAGGAGUGAGGGUAAAGUGCUAGUUACUGCUUCUUGACCAGAAGUGGAAGUCCAUAUAUAAAAAUUGAAUACAGUUCUCUCAGUAAAUAACAGAAGCAGACAAACACAUACCCUCCCCCCACCAGAAAAAAAAUUGUUAAGGAUAUAGAAGACAAGAACAAAACAAUUAAAAAAGUUUAGUAAUCUAAUGGACUAUAGGACACUGAAUCAUUAACUGCAAAGUAUAUAUUCUUUCUAGGCGAACAUGAGCAUUGAUCAAAGUUGGCUCUGUUAAGCCAUAAAGAAACUAACAAAUUGCAAGAAGUUGAACUCCUAUAUAGAAGGUUCUUUGUAUAGAAUUAAACAAGAAAUUAGUAACCAAAGCCAUAAAAAUUGGAUGUUAAAUGUUUCCCCCAAUAACCCAGUGGAAAGAAAGUUUUUUUAACUGAAUGACGAUGGAAAUAGGAAUAUCAAAACCUUCUGGUUUGAGGUUAAAGCCAUACUUAAAGGGGAAGUUUAUAGCCCUAAAUGCAUAUAUUAGAAAAGUAAAAAGGCUCAAAAUGAAUUAAACAUUCUUCUCAAGAAACCAGAAUAACAGAUUAAAUUCAAAUAAAUGGAAAAAAAUAAGAAAAAUAACAAGGUAAUGAAAUAAAUUAGGAUGCCCCAAAAGGAUUAACAAAGCACUAAGUUCUUUAAAAAGACUAAUAAAAUUGCUAAUCUCUUGGUGGGAAUGACCAAGAAAAAAGAAAAAUAGCAAAACUAUUAUUAGAAUGAAAAGAAUGAUUAUGAUUAAUAUCAUUAAAAACAUGAGACACUUAAACUAAAAUGUAGAUGAAAUAAAUCCACAGAAAAAACACAACUUCACAAAACUGUUAACAAGAAGGAAAAUUCAGUAGUCCUAUGGCUAUUAAAGGAGAGGAAUCUCAUUUUACAAGCUUCCUGUAAAGAAAACCGAAGGCCUGAAUGGCUUUCUCAAAAAGUUGUACCAAAUGCUUACAGAAGAAAUACUGGUGAUCCUAAGAAAAUAUCCGAAGUGGGAAGGAUUUCUUGAAUAAGAUCCUGGUAAGGCAACUCUAAAGGAAAUGGCAGGCAGGUUUAUCCUAAAAUAACAUUUAAAAAAAAGAGAAGGCCAUAGAGUUGGAAAAUACAAUGUAACUCAUAUACGCUUCAAAGGACCAAUAUCCAGAAUACAUAAACUAUUUCUGUGUGCUUAAAGAAAAGGCACAUUCAGUAGGGAAAUGGGCAAGACUUAAAGGCUACGUAAAAGAGGGGAAGUUGUCCAUUAAAUGUGGAAAGUUGCUCCAUCCCAUUAUGAAGAACUACAUAGGUUUGGGAUUGAUGAUAUGGAUGUGUUCGCUCUGCUGCGUUCUACUUGGGCUGUGGUGGCAGAUGAUGAUGGGCAGAAGAAACCCCUCUCCUUUGGAAGAAUAAAAAUAUGGACUAAAACGGGGAGCUGUGGUAAAAUACGUUGGAGCCACCAGAUGGCGCCAUGCUACUAUGUGUCCCUCGUGGUCUUUGUCUUCAGAAAGGUAAGAGCAAGGUAAUUUUUUUUUUUUUUUUAAGAUUUGAUUUUAUUAGAGAGAGUGCUCCAGCAGGAAAAGGGGGAAGGGAGGGGGCAGAGGAAGAAGCAGACUCCCCACUGAGCAGGGACCCUGUCACAGAGCUUGAUCCCAGGAUCAUGACCUGAGCCAAAGGCAGGCACUUAACCAACUGAGCCACCCAGGCGUCCCUAACUUCUUAGCCAUCUUUCCAGAUCUGUCUAGAGCCCACAAUGAAGUAUUUUGUGAGCGUUCCCCUCCACAGAGGUAAUGAAACUGAAACAUUUCCAACCAGAAAAUAAAGAAUUUUAGACAGAUUGUAGUUGGAUAAAGUUUGGACACUCGUGAGUAGACAGUAUGGAUACAGCGAUUUCCGUAAACAUCAUUUGUGCAUUUGGACAUAGGAUCUGGAAUACUUAAUGAGUGUUGGUCCUUUCCAGGGCUCCUAAGGGACAUCUUCCAGAUAACACAAAUGACCCAACUCUGAACAGGAAUGAAAAGCAGAUAAUAAACAUCAGAACCAGUCAGACUUGUAUAGUCUACACUGAACAGUCGCCUACUCUAGAGGCUCCUGGCAGCUGUCCAUCUGCUCUGAACUCUUGAUAUUUUUGGUGGUUUUUAUUUUGGGCAUUUUGGUAGAUAUGUAAUGGUUUUAGUUUUCAUUUCCCUAGUUAUUGGGGUUGAGCUCCUUUCCAUAUUUGUGUAGACCAUUUGAUUUCUGCUUUUAUGAGGUGCCUUUUUGAGUGUUUUCAUUUUUAUCAAUUUGUAGAUAUUUUUUAUGCAUUCUGGAUAUGACUCCUUUGUCAGUUACAUCUGUGGCAAAUAACUGUUCCCACUUGGUGGCAUGUGUGGUCAUAAUGAAGAAGGGACGUUCUUAAUUUUAAACUAGAGAAAUUUAUUACUCGUUUCCUUUAUAGUUAGUGCUUUUUUUUUGUAAUCUAAGAAGUCUUUUCCUCUUCCAUGUUCAUUAACAUAUUUAUCUUUCAAAUACUUCAAUGUUAUGCUUUUUAAAUUUAGCUCUACAAUAUAUCUGGAAUAGAAUUUUGUGCAUAGUGUAAGGUAGAGUCAGGUUUCAGUCUCCCACUCAUUGAUUGUUCCCGGACCAUUUGUCCCACUGCCCUGCAGUCAUCUCUGCUGUGAGUCAGCUGUCCAUAGUGUGGGUGAGUUUGUUCGGGGGUCUGUAUUCUAUCAGCCUAUUCUUCCAUUCCUUAUUCCCACAUUGUUUUAAAUGCUCUAGCAUUACACUACAUACCGAUACCUGGUAGAGAACAGGACUCUGUUCUUUUUCAAGAAUAUAUUAGCUGUUCUCUUAUCAUUUGUAUUUCCAGAGAAAUUUAAUGACCAAGUUAUCAACUUACAGACACACAAUUGCAAUUUUGAAUGCGAUUUUCUUGAGAAAUUAUAUAAUAAUUUGAAGGAAGUUAACAUUUUUUGUAAAAUUUACUCUUCUAGUCUGUGAGUCCAGUGUAUUUCUUCGUUUAUUUAGAUUUUCUAUGGCUCUGUUUCAUUCUUUUGGUUUAAGGGCUUAAUAUUAUUCAGAUAAGAUUUAUGUUUUUAAGAGUGUGAUGCGUUUGGGAUUCCCCCACCCCCCACUUUAUUGAGGUAUAUGUACUCGAUAAUUGAAAAUUGUAUAUAUUUGAGUUGUAUGUCUUGGUCCAUUUGAGCUGCUGUAACAAAAUACCAUAGGCUGGGGGGCUCAUAUACAGCAGAAUGUAUUUCUCACAGUUGUGAAAGCUAGGAAGUUCAAGAUCAAGGUGCCAGCAGAUUCCCUGUUCUGUGAGGGCCUGUGUCCUGGGUCAUGGAUGGUGCCUUCUUGCCAUGUUGUCACAGAGAAGGGGCUUCUUUUCUAAGGGUAGGAAUCCCACUCAUCAGGCCUUCACCCUCUUGACCCAGUCACCCGCCACAGCCCUCACUUCCUAUUACCCUCACCUUUAGGAAUUAGGAUUUCAACCCAUGAAUGGGGGUUCAGUGUGUAGUAGCAUACAGUGGUACGACAUGACGAUGUGACGUAUGUCUACAUUGCGAAAUGGUUACCACAAUUAAGCAAGUUAACGUAUCCCUAACUUGACAUACUUAAAAUUUGCGUGUGGUAAGAACACUUAAAAUCACCUGCCUUAGCCCAUUUCUUGUAUGCCAUCUAGUAUUACUGACUGUAGUCAGUAUGUGGUACAGAACCACUCCAGAACUUCCUUAUCCUGCAUAAAUCUUUGUACCUUUUGAUCAACAUCUUCCCGCCCCUCCCCCUCGACCCCUGGCAACCACCAGAUCCCAGACCAUGUGAUACCUGUCUUACCUCACUUAGUAGAGUGUUCUCCAGGUUCGUCCACGUUGUCACAGAAGGCUAGAUUUUGUUCUUUUGUAAGGCUGAAUAAUACUCCUGUAUUAUAAACAGACGGUCGUUUUCAAAUCUUGGCAGUUGCGAAUGAUACUGCAGUGAACGCGGAGGGGCAGACGUCUUCAGCCAAGUCCGCCAGAUGGAGCCUUCUGUUCCUUAGAGAAUGAAUUCUACCAAAAUCUGAGUGAGUUUGGAAGUGCCUUCUUCCUUCCUAAAGCCUCCAGAUUAGAGCACAGCCCAGCUAACACUUUCGACUCCAACUUGUGAGACCCUGAGUAGACGAUCCAGGCAACCUGGCCCAAAUUUCUGACCCACUGAACUUGUGCUAUUUUGAGCCACUGAGUUUGUGAUAAUUUACAGCAACAGCUAACUAAUAUAAUAUGUAUUAGCUGUAUAUUCCCUGUGCCUUAGUUCUCUUAUCCUCAAGCAUGUUGCCAACAGUAACCGAUCUCAUUUUUAUUGUUGCUCUGAGGAUGAAGUGACUUAAUCCAUGUGUACCCCUUUGGUGGUGCCCAGCUACCUGGUAAGUACUCAGUAACUGUAGGCUGUGUUAUUACGACCACCCCCCCCCCGCCUCUUUGCCCUCCUCACACUUCUGUAGUUCUGUACCUUAAUCGUUCCAUUUCAUCUCCUUUCCUAAAAUUUCAUUUCUUUGCCCAAUAGAGUCUUAGCUGCCCCACACCUCCUGUAUCUGUGGUCAUGUAUCUGACAACUGCAACUAUUCAAAAUAUAAUCCAGAUGCUAAACUAAAGUUCAGAUGCUAAAACUAAAUCAAUUCCAUGUAGCAAAUGCACUAAAGUUAUAUUUUUGACUUGGUGAGACUGAGCACUUCUUGUUUUCUAAGUUAAAGCACACGAGGAGUCAGAAUUAUAACUAGUAAGUGGAAAACUAGAAGGAGACACACUCGUAGCGAUAACAAUGUGAGGAAGACCCGUGAGGGGAAGGGGCCUGAGCACAAAGGUACAGAAGAGCUUGCAGAGCAGGGUAAGGUGGGGCGGGCUGUGCUUCAGGGAUCCGUGGGAGUGUCACUCAACAGAUCCAGUGUCACGGCAGCUAAGACACUCAUCCUCCGUGUGUUCACACUGGAAAUGGAAAUUGGAAAUAUAUAGUAUUUUUAAAGAUUUCUUUAUUAAAUAAAAGAUCUCGUUCAACUACACCAAAGACAAUUUAAAAACGGGCAAAGGACCUAAAAUGAGUGCCAAUGAGUGCAUGAAAAGACGCUCAGCAUCAAUCAUGAGGGAAAGGCCCAUCAAAGUCAUGACGACAUACCACCUCACAACCAUUAAGAUGGUUACUGUAAAAGAAAACACAAGUGUUGGUGGAAAGGUGAAGAAACUGGAACCCUGUGCCAUGAAGGUUGCUCAAAAAAUUAAUACCAUGUGGUCCAGUAAUCUGACCUGGAGGUGGGUGUCCCAAGGAAUUGGGAGCAGAGUCUCAGAGGUAUUUGUCCGCCCCUGCAUUAUUCACAGUAGCCAAGAGGUGGCAGAGGCACAAACGUGGUAUGUACGUGAAGUGCAGUAUCAUUCAACCUGUGAAAGGAAGGACAUUCUGACAGUUGCUCCAACAUGAAUGAACUUUGAGAACAGACACUAAGCUAAGUGAAUGAAGCCAGUAACAAAAAGAUAAAUACUGUUUGGAUCUGCUGAUGUGAGGUACCUAGUAGAGGUAAGUUCAUAGGCAAAGAAACUAGAAGAGUGGUUUCCAGUGGCUGGGCAGGAGCGAGGAACGGAGAGCUGCAGUUUAAUGGGGUAGAGAAUUUCCAUUUUGCAAGAUGAGGAAGUCUCCGGGAGACGGGCUGUAGAACAGCGCAAAAGUAUGUAGCACUCCUGAAAUGUACACUUAAAAAUGGUUAGGAUGGUAACCUUUUGUAUUUUACCAUAAUUUUUUUAAUUGCCAAAAAAAAAAAAAGGAAUCCAACCCCAGAAAGGUGAACAGAGGAAAUGCUUGCAGUGGGCCGCAGCUAGCGGCCGGCAAUCAGUAGGCAGUGGUGGAGGGUUUCAACUUCUGUGCGACCAAAAGUAUGUUUAGGGCAGUUGCACAUACUAAACAAACCCAAACUCCAAAUGACCCUGCCUCCUGUGUCUCAUCCAUAAAAAUCCCCUAGGGCACGAGAGGUCAAGUAGCCAGUCAGCACUGAGCUUGUGGCAAGGGCAGACAUUCACAAGGAAACGUGAUCUAGGGUUUUAACCGCAGCCUUUCAAGCACUUCAUUUCACUAAACCCUAGGGCUUCAUCACACUAAGGAGCAAAGAAGCUUUAAAAGUAGUUAUUCUGUCAUCACUAAGGUUAGUCAUUUUUUUUGAAAGAUCUUAUUUGUCAGAGAGAGAGCACAAGCAGGGCGAGCGGCAGGCAGAGGGAGAAACAGGCUUCCGCUGAGCAGGGGUCCCGAUGCGGGACUUGGUCCUGGCGCCCUGAGAUCAUGAUCCCAGCAGAAGGCACACACUUCACCGACUGAGCCACCCAGAUUAGACAUUUAAAUCUUAACUGAGCUCAUGGUUUCCUUAGGGAGGCAGAGCGACAGACAAGAUGAGCCAAAGAGCGCUUUCUGUUCCAGGAAGCCCAUGGAAGGGACAGGUGUUGGGCUGUGGUCUGGAGAUCGUCAGGGACCCAGUGCUCAGGAUGGCAAGCGUUUCGAAAUCCUGUGUGGACCACUUAGAGCAGCAUGCUGAACCUCCUUUCUGGCCUCCCACCUCCCCAAAGCCAGCAAGCCCACUGUGGCUGGAUCUCGGGGCAGGCGCUACUGCUAAGCUGUAAAUGGCACUCUGGGUUACUGCUUAAUUUCUUUCACUGUUUUUUAUUUUCCAAUUUAAAAAAUGUUUUGCACUGGGUCCUCCUGAGCCUUGUCCUGGUUCCACUUCUUGUUUUAAACUACAGAAUCCUCUCCUGUCUACAGGGCCUGGAAUGUUACUGCGUCUGGGCUCCCGAUGAGCAUAGGUUUGAGGCUUCAGAGCCAUGUGUCCCCCCUCCAUCCAGGUGACGGGGAAGGAGAGUUAAAGCCCAGCAGAGGGGCAUAGACGCCCCUCUUUUACCCUGUUGUCUUUCCUGUAAAAGUCCGUUCCCUGAGAGGUCAGUGUUGGCAGGCAACCGCCCUAUACGGACUUCACCCCUUCUUCUGGGCCCCUGUUCUGCCUUCUGCCCCACAGCCUUCCCUGCCUUUCUCCGUCUUGGAACAACUCCUCAAAUGCCUUUUAUAAAGCAGCUAUUUCCUUCCCCGGGGCAUGCUGUUCUGGUGGGUCUUGAAGUCACAGUAACCCUCCCUGUGCAGGCGCACGUGCAUGCUCCCACACGUAUACAGCCAUGACUGCAGGUGGGCCAGUGUGAGGCCUGCCUUGGAUUCCCUAGCAUGUAGGUAGAGGUCCAUUCAUGUAUGCUCCUGGGGCCUUCCUUCUCAACUACAAGACUAAUAGACCCAGUUGGUAGCCGUUUGACCUUGAGCAAAUUAUAUACUCUCUCUAGCCAUCGGGUCUGUCACCUGUGAAAUAGGAGUAAAAGCUUUUUAAUAGAAUGGUUGUGAGAGUGAUCAGAGCCCACGCCUAGCACAAGACUGUUCACUAAACAGCUCUUCCUCCCAGCAGCCCAGCCCUCAAGUAGCCCCACAGCCAAGCACUUCCAGUGAGCUCCCCUUUCCCUCCACUGUUAGGCCAGGUCUGUAAAGUGCUUUUGGCAAUAUGGAACUAAUGAAAGUCUCUUGAAUAAACCAAUCUUUGUGCUGGAGAUUUACCUUUGUGCUUAUUUCUUAGGUUGGAAAGAACAUAGAGGCCGUAAUUGGGUACUACCUUAUUUCACUAGGAUCGAAUGCUGGUGAUUUUUCUUUUACUAGUCCUGUAAAUCCUUGUUUUUAGGAAACGGAGGGUGUGAGGCAUUUGCCCAAGAACAGCCUGGAGCUAGAUUGGAACACCUGCCAGUUUUCGGGUUCUCUGUUAAGAUCUGAGAGCUGCAAAUGGCCCGCAAGGCAAGGAGAGCAACCUCCACUGAUUUGACAGAUGCCCGGGCAGAGAAAGACAUCCAUGGGUCUUCAGACCAGCUUCAGAUUUAACCUGCUACUACACUGUGCCUGUGAUCCGCAGCCUCCAGACUGUCUUCCACAUUAUGCCACCAUUUCCAGCAACGUCCUGAGUCAGGCAAGACAAACCAGUCCCAGGCAAGUCAGAAAGCUACAAGCAAGCUUCAUUCUUUACCUUGAGUCCUGAGGGAGAAACACGACUGGGGGUUUCCCCACAACCGAGGGGUACUGCACAAGCACGAGGGUGGGACAGGAACGGAGGCCAAACAAAAGCCUCAAGAUUUCGGACCAUUUUGAGUGUGGCCUUUUCUGUUAGGUGUUCACUUGGUUGCUGCAGCCUAACUGGUUUCUAGCAUCUGCUCAAAGCUAUUUUGGUCCAUGUAUUUGGUGUUUCUGGGGGGAACAAGGGCCUGGAGCUCCCUACUCUGCCAUCUUGCUAAGAUACCUCUCUAAUAUUUGUUUAAAAUGUAAUGUUAUUUUGUUUUAUAUUACUAUUAAGAAAUUGGCAGUAUAAAGAAAAUGAAAUCCAAACAGGAUAGACUGGAAUUACAUGAAAAAUAAGUCUCCAUGAGCCCACUUCUAACACUCCAUUCCUACUUUUGAAUUCCUCGGUAGGUCACCCCCUUAAUCGUAAAUAACAUAGGUACAGUUUCAUUUUUUCACUCAUUAACUCUGAAUCCUACAAAUGAUUUUAUGCAACAAAAGAGGAGGCUUACAAUAGACUUCCUUUUCCCUCAUUCCAGUUAUGGCUGUAUUUUUACAUUGAAAUUUCUCAUUUGUUGUUGUUUUUUAGGUAAGCUCUGCACCCAACAUGGGGGUCGAACUCAUGAACCCAAGACCAAGAGUCACAUGCUUUACCAAUGGAGCCAGCCAGGCGCCCCUCAUUUGUUAGUUUUAGAACUUAUUUUUUCCCUAGUUUUAUUGAGAUACAAUUGACAUGAAACACUAUUGUUUAUAACCGUAAGGAAUAAAUACAGACAUAAGGCAGUACUUGACGUGCUCCCAGUACGUACAUAAGGGAGAUCAGCAUUCAUGCUCCCCAUGUCUUUCCUCACCACCAUCUUCUGAAUGUGAUUGUUUUCUAAAAUGUACUUUAUGUUCUAUGGGAGUGGUUGUCUUUUAUGCUUUGAUUUUAAAAGAUCUGAACAGUGUGAUGAUGUACCUAUGGGCUCUUAAAGACGGGCAAUUAUUUGUCACUAAACCCGUAUCUCUCAAAUGAGAGUUUUCUUAACUUUCAUUCAAAACUUAGUGUGGCUGAUCCUGUUCUAGGAGCUUGAGUUACACUCAUCAUUCACUCAAAAGCAUGUCUCACCUUUGGACAAGUUUUUGGUUUAUACCAGAAUAUCAAGAAUUGUCGUUUUUGCUUGUUGACAGUAUAACCUGUUCUGUCACCAGAUUACUAAGAUUGUCUCAGUUUCACACCAUGGUCUCAGCACGGCCAUGUUUUAAAAAUGCAACUCUAUUCCAGUAUCCCCAGCUGUUUGUCCAGACCACUUCUCAAUUUCUGACCUCUUACAGAAUUCACUUGUUUGGCUUAAUGCCCAUCUGUCUGCACCCCCAACACGAGAAUGAAAGCUCCCAGAGGGUAAAGGGAUUUGUUCUGCUCACUGCUGCAUCCUCAGCACAUGCACAGGGCCUUGGGCAUAAUGCUCCACAAAAACUUUCUGAAUGCACAAAUCCUGGUGCUAUUUAAUGGCAUUUAUUUAAUCAUGCUUCGGAACCGAUUUUCCUGACUCCUUGCCACUUGUUUGUUCUCGUCCUGAGAGACUGCUGUCUGUCAGCCUCAGACGUAGAGUCCUGCGGUCCCUUUAAAUCACAGGAGCCGCGUUCUGCCAGUUCCUGCCGAGCAGCCUUUCCAGUGUGUAGUUUCAGAAAGGCUGUGUGGGGAAGUUUCUGACUGCUUGCUUGCCUGUCCAUCUUUAUUUUGCCAUCUCACCUCCUCAACAGUUUGGCUCUAGAUAGACUUAUUUUGAGCAUACUCGUUCAAAAUAAUUUUCUCUCACCAGUGUAAAGUGCUCCAUUAUAUUCUAGAGCUCACUAUCGCUACUCGGAAAUCUGAUAAUCCUCAGAAGAAAUAAGCAGAGAUAAUUUCCCAGAGCUGGAUACAAGUCUUCCGAACAAAAGGUUUACUAAACAGGCUGUGAAGUGGUAAAGUUUUUUGACAUUUCGAAACACAACGAAGAGCCACUUCUUCUUGCUCUUCCCUCCCCUUCAGAGCAUUUUCCUUGCUCGGCACAGGCCGAAUCACUGGAAUCCUCCGUUUCCUCUCUCAGGCCUCAGCUCACCCCAGAGGCGGACUUUCUUCUGAAAUGUCUACCUGUCCGGUCGGUCUCCUCGAGGAGCAGCAGACUGGCGGCCGGCGGGGAAAGGCCGGCUGCUUUCUGGGUCUCGGUUGCAGCAGUACCUGAUCGCGAGCGGCUCCCAGCCUGUAGCCUCAGCUCCGCAGUGCACAGGCUGGAGGCGGCUGCAUCCCCCCACAGUUCAUGAGGAAACCCUACUCCUGCGGGGGAUGGCAUCAGGAGGCUGAGGGGACUGGGAGGUGUGUGUCACAAGGAUGUCACUCAGGAAGAGAUGCCGUGUGAAGAGAUUCCCGGCCCCUGCAGCACGGGAAGAGCUGAGGCGUCUGCAACCUGGAAGAGGCCCGUCACGUGACCAUGCUGGCUGCCCGAUCGUGGGCUUCCAGCCUCCAGAACUGUGAGAAGUUAACUUCUCUUGUUUAUAAGCUAAGUAGUCUGGGUUAUUUUGUUAGAAGAGCCCCCCAACACAGACACUGUCCAAGCAGCAAAAAUUAGAUACAAGCAAAACCUGCAGAAAUUUGUGAAAAUGUUUGACAAAAUAGGUAUUAUAGAAAACUCAAAAAUUACAGAGUUUGGAAUUUGAAAUCUGGGUGGCUCUGCCCAAAGCAGCGAUGACGAUUUUUACCUCUUGCUUACGCUGUUUCUGAACAGUGAAACAGCGAUGUUUAAGGACAUGCAGAAACUUCAACUACAAUGUCAGUGGACAGUGUCUGAGCGUGCUGCUGCACAGAACCGGGGUCUAAUGGACAGAAUCAGUCGGCUCGAAUAUUUGAAAGGCCUGCACGUAUAAAGGACGUAUAUGUUGAGGCAGCUGAAGUUAAUGAAUUAAGAAAAGGGUGGCCAGGUGAGGGUCUGCGGAUUUUUAAGUAAUAAGCUUACUUGCUGUUCCUUGAAAGGACCAAAACCAAAAAUAAAAACCCUUGCUUGGGAGUCCUUUCUGGGCCCCGAAAGCAGGCUAUCGGUGUAACAAUCUAAAGCUUCCACACACGUGAGUUGUCAAGGCUCCCGUGGAGCGUGGGUUAGAGCUGGCCAGUGUCUUCACUGUGCUGCUGUCACCUUCCCAUCGGACUAGCAUCACCCAGCCUUCAAGGCCAGGACCACACUCCUGCCCCCUUGCUUAUGAGGCUCCAGAUCAAACAUCUGGCUCUCCUUAUUCUGGAAGUAACUUCCUUCCUUUGGGCAUCAAAGGGCAGACAGAAACUGUUAAGAUGAUGAAACUGGAGGAUGAGGGCUGGGGUCACAAGCAGCCCAGAGGCCGUCGCUACCUGGUGGAAAGCAUGGAAAACAUGAAAAGUGAAUGUGCUAAAAUAUAAAGUCAGAUCAACAUGAGUUGUUUAAUGGUUUAAGUUUUCUUAUUAGCUCAGGAGGGAUGGAGACAAUAAACUGAAGGUAACCUUUUGGUUGUUAUCUUUCUUUGCAGUGUGCUCAAAGCAUAUUUCAAGCAGAGGGUAAAUAAUUUCCUUCCUGUCUUUUCAGUUUUGUAGAUUUUUGCAUUUCCACAAGUUUUAACAAAUUCCUAUGUCUCUAAAGCACAAAAAGCAGGAUAAAUCUUUAUCUUAUGAACCCUUGCACAUUUUAUUCAUGUCCCUUGAAAACGUGCUCAAAAUAGAAUUCCUGAUAAACCACCAUCAGUUUCUUCAGAUGCUUUAAUCAGGAUGCCUUAUCCUUACUAUUUUAUCAAUCGUGAUAAGAACUUCAUCUUAAUCCAGUUACCUCAGAGUCUUAGGCCAUGAAAAAGUUAGUUACGAAAAUGUUUUGAAAUAUAUUUUUCUCAUUGAUUUUUCUACUUUAGAACCAACCAACCUUACUUGGCACAGUGCAUGAUACAGCCAACCUAACUGACCCACGGUCCCCAUUCGGUGAGGCGUUUCUAACUAACUGGACGUAUUUGAUUCAAAUAAGACACAUGGCCAAAGACUGACAAGCCCACUGAUGAUGGGGGGAAGCUGCCACCCUUCACUAUCUUCAAGCCUCCCUGAAAAAUUUGAGUCCAAGGUUAGUAUUAAAAUUUUCUGUCAUUUCUUGAAUUUAUUGGCACCUUAUUUGGCAUAUGUUCUUGCACACAGUGUGGCUACUUUAGGUCAGUUACACACUCAAGAGUGUAGCCUCAGGGUUAGCAUGGAGGUACGCUCCAUUACUUACUGUAGUAUUUGGUCCACACAGAAGAUACUGAUUAGAAAAAAGGAAUAAAAUCAAAUCAUGAGUUCAAGAAAAAGGAGCAGACUCCCUGUAUUGUCAAUGAAGGAUUUAUAGGACAAGUAUAAAAGUUCAACUAGUUUUAAAAGUCAGAAAAGACUAAAGAUCACUAUGGACAAGGCCCAGAAAAUCCAAUCUGUCUUGUAAGACUUUGUACAAAGCAGUGUCUGUGGCAGGACGCAGACUGUGGCUGAGAGGAACAACACAGGUCCUCAGCAAAUCCCAGAACGCAGUGUCCACACAGUAAAUUAAACUGCAAGAUGGCUGUUUGUUUUUAUUACUAAGCAUGAAUGUUUCCGCGACAGAUUCUCUCUGGGACUGACACCUAUGAAGCCUCAAACUGUAGAACUACAAGCACCGAGGAAGCCAGGGCCCCACGGCACUGGGUCAGUUCUGUUCAGAAGCACUGGUUUGCCUAUAUAAGCCGACUAUUUAUCCAGUUACCUGGUUCAUAAGAACCUGGGACUAAGAUGCGAAGUUAACAAUUACCUAAUUUCUUAGCUGUCUACAUUUUCACCUAAGUCCCAUUUGCUGCGUAAAAUAUUAAUCCUACUAAACGUAGUUAGGACUGUACUGGACAUAGGAUUUAAACAUUUUAAUGAGAAUAUGUACACCAGGCCCUAGUCCUAGAGAAGGCAAAGUACUUACAGAAAUAUCUGAAAUACACACAAUUUAUGAAGGAUAAACAUUUUGGAGCCUGAGCAAUUGUUUCUCACCAACAUCCUAACAAAUCACCAUACAGAUUGUUUUCACUGGCAACGAUUUGGCCAAGUCACUAUGUUGCUCUGGGUUCACUUCCACUGCCCCAAAACAGCUCUGAAUAUGGAAAGGCCAAGGACUCCGCAGUUAGUAGUACCGGCCAAGAGUUAACAGUUAGUGGAAACACACGGAUGCCAUCAUCUUAAAGUAAGUCAAGAGAGAAUGAGUACACAGUGAGACUGGAUGAGGGCAUCACCACAACACUCUGAUACACAACCACACCUGUUCACAACUCACAGGUCAUCACUCUCAAAAUAAAUAUAUUGAACAUUUACAACCAAAUGAACACCUUAUGAAUGCCAGAUUUUAAUUCUAAAAUAAGCUACAGGUUACCUUUGUGUGUGAAACUGACGUGACUUGGUGCCACAGCUAACCUCUCUCCCCCGUAACAGCAGCAGUUACCCUCAGCCCACAGCAGCAAACACACACUCAGUUCUGGCUUCCCAUGGGCUCCCAGACGAAGCAACUUCAUAUAGCAUGCGGAUAUCUAUUCUGCUCAAGUUUCAAACGAAUAAAAAUGAUCAUUGUG